Molecule: messenger RNA, 32455 nt
Organism: Gallus gallus (chicken)
Lineage: Eukaryota; Metazoa; Chordata; Aves; Galliformes; Phasianidae
Exons: 10
Coding region: 12955-13857 (300 amino acids)
Source: RefSeq, a predicted model, not a curated record
GUUCAAACGCUGACGGGCGCCGCGCGGUGUGUGGGGGCGCUCCGCCUCACGGGCUCAGGUUUCAACAGGGAUGUCAGCGUUGCCUUUGGAGCAGGGACACACUGCACACAGGCACCGCCACGUGCGAGGGCUGCGAGAGCUUAACUGCUGCAGCAGAUGGGACUUGGAAGCCACGUCGGAGCAAAUAUUUAAAGAUCCGGUUUUAUAAAGCCACUUUUUGGCCUAUAAACCAUCCACCCCGCAGCUCCCGGUGCCGUUGCUGCAGAGUCCUCUGUUUGCUGUUCCUGCUGCUCCUCCACAGUCCUGUCUGAUGAGACAUGCUGCGUGUGCUUGGCGUGGGGCUCUUCUCCCUUCUGCCAGCCUCGGUGCUUUGUUUUAUGCAUUUCUUUAUUUGUUGAUGGGAUUUUCCUUCUCUCAGCAGAGUGGGAUGGGAAGCGACUUCUAUUGACCCGAUGGGGUUCCUGGGAUCAGGCAGACCCCAAAGCUGGCGAUGAGCCCAUCCUGGUGAAUGUUUUCCCGCUGCCUCUCACAUCUCCAUGCGGACAGUGAGGUUGGGAUCCCACGCCCCCUUUCUCCCCACGAUACAUCAGGCUCCCAGCAAUGAUCCUGAGCUGUCUGUGUGGCAUGGAGCAGUCUCUGGUUUGUGCUUCCCUUCCUGCAUAGCCUUUCAGCCUUAGGUCCCACAGAGCCAAGCACUGAUGUGCCCACUAACUCGGGUGGCUCUGCUCCUGAACAAGCAAAAGAAAAGUGAAUAGCCCCUCAGAUGGCAGCCUGGAUGAAGCAGGUUGGAUUCCUGCUCUCCUCCUCAAGGUAGUUAUUUCUCGCUUGCAUCUGCUGUGUGAGAGCAUGAUGACGAUUGGGCACUGGGACUUUUUGGGAUAGACCCAAAGUGUUCUCCCUGUACUUCCAUUUCCACUUGGUGUGAAGCCCCACUCCACCUCUCCAAGGAGACCUGCACUGCAGUGCAUUGCUGUCUCUGCAACGCUUUGAGAUCCGCAGAUACGAGUGGUUCCUGAAGCUUUGAAUAGCUUCUUGAACUCUCUCUGCAAUGGAAUUCCAAAGCCAGGGGAAAUUAUUCACAACUGUUAAGAAGAAGCCGUGUCGGUGCGUUGGUUAAACCCAGCAUUACGCCUUCUAAUUAUGUAGUGGUGGCCCAAGCUGCUGGGGCGCCUGGCGACAACGGGAUGGUUGUGCUCAGCUGGAGGGAGCGGGGCUGAGAUUUGGUGCCUGAUGAGAUCAAGGGGCCUUUGAUUUCAAUGGGCAUUGAACCAGGCACUGCCAUAUCAAACAGGCUGAUCAGAUCAUAGUGCAGCUCUUCUGGUGUAGACUCCCAUUGGUGCGCUGGGGCAGGCAGUGCAAAUUGGGCAGCCAGUGGGGUGAGCAGGCAUGCUGAACUGUCCCUAAUGAAAUGGGAUGUCCUGCAGCAGGACAGUGCAAAGCGGUUGUGUGUCUGGGGUGCCGUGUGGGUCACCUCCAGGCUGGGAUGUGUCCUCUCCUUCCUUGUUCUUGUGCAGGAGGGUGGCCGCAGGAGCUGCUGAGGGAGAGGAAUUGAUGGGGUGAUGUUGAAUCCUUAAUCUCGUGUUUCAGGGCUUCUCCAGGCGUUCUGCAAGGAAAGAUGAUUAUUUUUUUCUUUGCAGCCUUCGGUGUAGCAAUCAGGCACCUGAAAUUGUUUCUGCCGUCUUCUAAACGGGGAGAUUGGGCACAGCAAGAGGUGUGCUGUGAAGGGAGGGGUGUGCUGGUGCUCCUCAGGGAUGCUGCAGCCCCAGGAUGCUGUCUGGGGGAUCGCUGCCUCGAGCUUUCUAAUCCCAAACCCAGCUGUGUUGGCAGGAGCCCUGUUCUGCAGCGUGGGCCAUAGUCGCUUUCCCAGCAUCCCUGGGGGACGUUGCCCUGCUCCUGCAGGAACACGAGAUGUUUGCAGCAUCCUUGAUCUCUUCUGCUCUUUGCCUGGGGCUCAUUAGCACUGUGGUCCUUUUGGUUCAUUUGGGAGAGCACUCGGUGGCGAGGCGGGGACUGCUGUCACACUGGGGGUGCUCCGCUUGCCUUGUCUGCCAGUUGGGUUUUAAACCGUGAGCUCUCAUUCUGAGCUCGUUUUGCUUUGUUUCCCCGUGGUUGGGGAAAAUGGCAGCAUCUGCACAUGAUGUCUAAGCAGAGGGCACCCAGCCCGCCCCACUGCUGCGCUCUGUGGCUGCAGGAAUGUUAUCUCUGAAGUCUCCACCUAUCCCCAUAAACUUGGCUGGAAGUGGGUCAGUAGGUUUAGAAGUUCUAUGGAGAUAUGUAUCAGCCUCAUACCUUAAAAGAAGCGGAGUGAAGUCAAAUCCAAAGCAACAAUGAAAACUCGGAGAGGAACGGAGAGAAGAGGCAGUGGAUUAGCAGAUAGAGAAAUCCCCAUGGGUCCUAUUGAGUGUUUUGCCAGUGUUAAGCACUGAGUAAAAUAUAGUGCUGGAGAGAUCAGAUCGCUGGGUAUUCCCUUUGGACGGGGAGAUCCUGGGUUGAAUACCUCUUUGGUGAAUCAUCUUUUGGAGCUAUCGGUGCAGAGAUCUGGCACGGGGCUCUCGCUGUUGGAUGUGGCAUUGCUCUCAGGCUGAAACCACUUGGAGAAGGCAUGCAAAUGGUACCAUACAGCUCUCUGCUGCUAAAGCUCCGGAUGCUUGCAUAUGACAUCUGGGAUGCCCCAAGCACCCAGAGCUGGGGCUGACAGCUCAGAGGGCAACCAGAGGGUUUCUCCUGCUCUCUGCAGCAGAACAUGGGGGAGAACACCCACAAAACCUGCUUCACCAAAGCACUGCCUGAGCUUGCAAAGCCCGUCACAGGGCUCUUCCAGGACUUGAGCUGCUAGAUCCUCCUCUGUGAGCAGAUCCAUUGGUAACUGGCAGACUAGAAGAUACAGGAGAUCAAGACAAGGGGAGGAACCAAUUGCUAAGUGACCCAAACGGAAGAUGCACAUGUAGCACAGGGAGGUGCUGGGCCAACAGAGGAGAAAUCCCACAAGGAAAGACUCCAAAGGAGACAGUCCAGUUAGCUUUUUGCUUGGCUUUUUCUUUUCAUCCAUUGAAGAGAUACUUACAAAGUGGGGAGGAGACAUUGAGGGAGUGCGAGGAGAGCAUGGUGGGAGGGUGAGGGCUGUGUGUGUGACCCUCGCUGUGCUGUGCCCAUGGGUUGUGCUCCAUGCAGUCCGGCCCAGGCAGAGCUGCCUGUCAGCUGUAGUUGGACCUGGGGACAGCUUGGCUGCGUCCUUCGUUUGGGAUCGAGGAGCAAUCUGUGUGGAUAGCACGAGAGCUGCUAAUGCUGCGUCUGAAAAGCUGCAGAGUUGCUGGGAGGGGGAAUGGGUUUAAAGUUGUAUUUCCUCCAAUAAAUCAGCACAGCCUGGGCCUCCCCGCCCCCAUUGGCGCCUGUGUGCACGUGUUGGAGAGAAAACCCCAAAAAAACCUGAGGACUCUGCAUUACUGCUCUUUGCUCAGGGCUGCCCAGCCUCACACCAGGGCAAGCGUUGCUUCAACACCAAUAACGCUGUCUGCAGCAGGAAGCAGAGCAGGGCUCAUCCACGCCGGGCUGCUCUGCUACUUCUGUGCUCCGAGUACAAACAGCAAGCUGUUCCUGCGCGUGGGCUCCCAUCGCUGCCAGCAAAGCUAUUCUCAUGCAGGAGAGAAAAACGAGCUGUGCAGAAAGCAGGCAUGUCUCGUAUCGCUAAGCGUCACUCAGCAGGUCAAGCGGUACACGGUGGCACCGCUGCUCGGGGCUGGUGUGGGUUGGAUGUGGUGGAUGUGGCAAACCCAGUGCUGCCUGUGGGGUUGGCAGGGAAUUACCCCAACUGCUGUGGCUAAAUCAUAGGAUCGCAGAAUCGUUUCAGUAGGAAGGGAUCCUUAAAGGCUGUCUGGUCCAACUCCCUGCAGUGAACAGAGGCACCCACAGCUCCAGCAGGUGCUCAGAGCCCUGUCCAGCUCUGACCUCGGGUGUCUGCAGGGACAGAGCACCCAUCACCUCUCUGGGCAGUUGGUCGGAGUGGCCCUGGUGGGAUGCUGCAGUGAUGGCAGCUGGAACAAAAUGGGUCACAAAGGAUACAGUCCCUUAUGACUACCAGUGCUGAUAUUAGAAGCGAUGUCCCACUGCUGCUCUCAAGGCAUUUUCAGCCCUUCUGGCCCAGCAGUGACAGUGGCUUGGAGGACUCAGGUUGCUUUUUGGGCUUCUUUAUUCUCUAGCUUUUUCCUUGGGUGGUGUUUGAAGCUCGCUGAGGAUGCUGCGUGAGGAAGGGCAUUGUUUCAACCCUUUGCUUGCAUCUUUCAGGGGGAAAGAAACUCUUGGGACUUUCAAAAGCAACACCAUUGUUGACCUGUUGGAAAGUUUCAGCUGCGGGUGGAGGUGGCUGUGUGUCAAGCAGAGCCUGGGUGAGAGAUGAUGGAGCAGCUCAGCACCGUACCUCAAGGGCUCUGAUUUUUGGCAGAGCCAGGCUGGUGGGACGCUGAGCUGUGGGAGGGCUGGCCCGUCUCUGAGUGCUCCCUGGGUGCCGCUAUCUCCUGGCGAUCUGUGAUCCACUCAAGUGUGUCCGCCUGGAUGCCAGCCUGGCUGGGCCCUGCUCCUGGUGGCUCAUGGGGUUUGUGUGUAUCCUGCAAUCUCUGGCUCUUUUUUGGAGCUGGGAGUGAUUGUGUUCGCUCCCCAGUUCAGGAAGUCAAAGGGAGCCUGUUGGGGGAGAGGGGAGAUUUUAAGCCUUAUCUCUGGAGUGAGAGAGAAGGGCUCGGCUCCCAAGUGCCUCAGUGAAGGGGAUCCCAACCAGCUCUGCCUUGCUGGGGCAGCUCCCUCCUCUCUUUUCCCUCCCACUCAGGGGCUGCAGGCAGCUUGGUCCCCCCGUGCCCUGCCGGAUGUUGGGGAGCCAGACGGGACAGACCAGCAGCUCCCAGCCCCAAACAAUGGGGCCAUUGAGGACUGGAGCUGGGGGCUCGGCUGACUGCGGGCUGUGGAUGGAGAAGACAGCUGAGCUGUGCUUGUUCCACCCCAGCAGAGUCAGAGCCCAAAAUAGGAGCGGUGCGGCCAUUUGGAGGCUGAGCCUCUUUAUCCAGAGGUCGCAGCUUGUUUGCGCAUGGGGUUUGCAUGGAGUAUUUACGUCUAGGAGUGGGGUUGGGGGGGGAGGAAAUGAAAGAGGAGGGGUUGGCAGUUGCGCAGACUUAUUUUUGUUUGGGUUUUUUUGUUUGUUUUCUGUGCUAAAAAGGUGCAAAAGAAUUGGUAUUUUUAUCCCCCCACCUUCCCGUAGGUCCGUACGCUUCCCUGCAGACUGGGAGCCCCAGGGAGGCCAGCGCUGUGUCUCAGUGCUGGAGUGCUGAGCAGGUGGAGGGGACAAACAGUGCGCCCACUAACUGGUGGAGCUGCCAAGCUCACCACUGUACCCAUUUGCUAUCUCCCUGUGCCAUCCUGGUUCCUAAUCUCGGGCUCCUCUGUGUCCGUGGGCUGUGCCUGCAGGUAGUGUUUCCCCUUCCUCUCGUGCUGAGCCCCCUCCGAUCUGCUUUCCUGGCACAGCAGCGGGUGCUGUCUGGCUCUUGCAGACACCAAGCAUCUGCUGUGCCCAGUGCAUCCAAAAAUCGCACCUCUUUUGUAUCUGUGUGCGGAUUUAAGGGCUCAGUGUGAGGUGUCUGAAGAGGUGCUCUCGGUUGGAGCCUAUUCUGAAUGGUGCUGCCUGAACGGGGGCUGUGUCUGCGUCGGGAGAUGUGCAGAAUUAAUGCAAGGUUUGGAUCAGCUCAUUAACUGCCUAUGCCGGUCCAUAUCUUGCCCUUGGAGGUACGUGUGUUGCUUCCAGUGCCAUCAACAUAAAGACUCUCGCCAGCACAGCCGGGGAUGGGAUUUGGCCUGUUUAUAUUCACGGUGCAAAAAGAGCUGAAGGAUUAAUGACUGAUUACUUCUCGGGCCAGCGGGAGCCUCGGGUACCCAUCUCGUGUGCAGCUAAAGCGCAGGGCAGAGCAAGACAAAGCUUUGCAACAGAAUCCUCCCAAUUACCUCACUGCUCUCCCUGCGCGCUGUAAAAUGCACCGUCAGCUCUGCCAGCCAGCGCUCAGCCUGCAGCCAAACACCUCCUGCAUUGCUGCAUCCCCCUCCGCCCCGCACUGUCCCCAAUUUGGGGUGCUUUGGUGGAGCCCUGCCUUGUUCCCUACCUGCCCCUUGUGUGCGUCUCAGCAUCCUUUUGUGCCCCCCCAGCGGAGCCUGCGCGUUGGAUGCGGUUUCUAUGGUUACAGCAGCUCCUGGGCUCUGGGAAGAGCAGUUGGAUGCUGGAGCUGGCAGGACCGGCAUCUCCCUCCGGAUCAGCUAGAAACUUGACAGGGUUCGGUGUGUGGCAGAGCAGGACAAAGAGAGAAGGGGAGAGGGAAGAGUUUUUGCCCAUCAGAGCCUUCUCCUGAUGAUGGACACAAACACCAACCUCUGAGCACAGCGUGUGUAGGUGCACAAACCCAGCCCGAUGUACUCACCUGCCGUUGGGACCUUCCGUCCUCUCAUCUGCUCUGCCCCAAAUUCAGGCAGAUGAAAGCCCGACAAGAAAGGGCAGACGCGGCUUCCACUCAACAAGUCGCUGCAGCUUGGCUGUGUCCUGUUGCAAGGAAUACAGCUCCCAUUGACUCCAGCAGGACCAGAGCUGGACCAGAGGGGCCUUUGGUGCAAGAGAGGCUGCAAGAAAGGAUUCGGCUUUAUCUGUCGGAACGUGGUGAAGGCUCACACCAGCCUCUGCUCAUCGCCUGCCCUGAAUCCCUUUGGUGAAACUCGUUGGCAUCGGAGGAACUGGGUCUGGAGGAGCUCAGCCCUGCUGGUGUCGGUGUGGGGCUCGGAGGUGCGGUGGGUGGCAGAGCUCCCCAGGAGCCCCCCAGCCCCUCCUCAGCAGGAGGCAGGCUUCCUUUCUCUGCUCUGCGCACUGUCCAAUCCCAAGGCUGUUCCUGUGGGUCAGCAUUGCCCAUGAUGGGUUUGGUCUCCAUGCCGUGGUCCAACAGCCAGCCUACUCCGAGCGUGCUGCUGCUGGAGCUGUGUCUUUUUUUCUCCAUCAUGUUCUUGAAGAAGUGGGAGCUCUGUGGAGCAGUGAUGAUGAAUGCUGUUCUGCUGGGAUCUGUCCUCUUCACUUCCUCAAACACAAGCAAAUAAGAAGUGAUUGUAAUGCUAGCUGCUGUCUCCAGAUCAAAAGAUGGGAAUGCAGCAGCUCAGUAACACUCGGGUUUGGGAGAAGGAGGCCCCGAAAAUGCACCCAGAGGCCCUGGCUUGGAAAACUGACCUUUGCUGAAAGCAGCUAAUCACGUGCAAGUCUUAAGCAUGUCCUUCAGUUUCAUUGAAGAAAAUAGACUUGAAGUGCGUGCUUGAAUCUAAGUGCAUGGUGAAGUGUGUUCCUGGGCCUCAGAUAGGGUAAUGAUGGCUGCAUAGAUGAUGGCCAGAUACAUCAGGAGAUAGGGCUGCAACACAGCCAUGAGCUCACUGCUGUCUCACACAAGGCUGCUUCAGGUCUGGCAGCCCAAGGGACAGAGCCCUGGCUCUUGGCUGUCUUGUGAAGCCUCACUGCAUCACCCUCAUCCAGGCUCCAUCCUUCCCUUUCCCCAAGGCCACUCCUUCCAUCGCUCUGCCUGCACUAUGAAAGCGCCUGGCCCGGAUAUUUGCUGCACAUCAGCACAAACCCAACCCUUCCCUUUCUGUGCUUAGCAGGACGGAGCCAGCCCUGUGGCUGCAAUGGGGACACCCCCGGGCACCCCUGCCCCUGCCUGGGGUCGUCUUCCCCUCUGUGGCCGUGCAUCUGGCUCGCUGGGAAGCCAGAGCCCGCGCUGAGCUCAAAACGCAGCAACAGCAGCCUCUGCUUUUCCACACGUUGGUAUUUUUAGCUCUGCUGUGCAUUAGCGUGCAGGAGCUCAAACUGCGAAGCCUGGCUGAGGUUUUAUCUGUUGUGACAGCCCUUAGGGCUGUAGUCAGACACUCUCUCUCUCUCUUGCUCGCUCCCUCUCUCCUUUUUUCUUAUUCCUUUUUUUAAAGUUUGCAGCUCGGAUCUGCUCCCUCUGCAUGGAUACGCUGUGCAGCUGUCAAGACAAGAGACCAAAGGUGGCAGAUAGGGUCCAAAGUGUGGUCUGAGCCCCUUUGCGAGGAAGCUCUGUUGAGGUCCUUUCUGUAUUUUUCCAUUCCUCCUUGCUGCCGAUGUCAGGGCUGAAGCACUCUGAGCUGAUGUUGCAGGAUGAGGUGCUGGCUCACUCUGACUGCCCUGACCCAAAGGGUCUCCAAAAAGCUGUGCUGAUUGACAGCCACACUGCUACUGGGAGCAGAAAUUGGGGAGCAGGGGGCAGGGGCCAGCAUGUGCCAGGGUUCAGAGGACAGCAUGCAGACCCAGGGUGGUGGCUGCUGCUGCUUUGUCCAAAUCCCUUAUGUCUAUACCAGCACUGUAAAGCACAGAUGUGGCCCCUUCUGGGGCUCCAGGAACCCAGAAAUCAAACUACCCUUCAAGACCCAGGGCUCAGCAUCCUGCGUGCCUCAGGGGACCCCACCCUGGGCAGUUCUGUGCCUAAACAGAAGUCACCUGAAAAUCUGGUGCCCCAGAGCUUGUCCAAGGUCAGGGAGGAAGCUGGUGAGGAGCCAGGAAUCGGGUCUUCCUUCCCAUCCCACCUGCCCAGCCUUCUGCUCCAGCCCUCUGCACACACCCAUCCCAUGCCAUUCCUCCCUGUCCGUCCAUAAUUUGGUUGUUUGCUGCUCUUUAUGCUCUGGAGUGCAGAUAGUUGGUGUACAUCUAUGUCAUAUUUUCUCAAAAAUCUAUUAAAUUAUCUUCAUUGCUCCCAGGACGUAAAGGGAAAUAGCGGCUGAAGGAUGCUUUCUGUAUGAGUAUGAAAUAUCGUCUAAUUAGCAGGCAGGGAUGGCCACAGGAUGAGCGGAGAGGGGUGUGCAAGUUCCUGUAGGUCUGUCCACGAUGUGAUUUUUCUGGGGUCACAUCAUGUAGAAGCACAGCAAGUUCAGCACGUGGCAGCUCCCUGUCCUUGGCUGGAGACUGAAGGGCUGCAGCUGUUGGUUGGGGUGCCGCAGGUAUGGGGGGCUGAAGAGUGAUGGUUUUGUCAUCCCAUUACCUGGGUGUAAACCCAAAGGGGAGCCUGGGAGGUCCCCCAGGUCCUCCUAUUUCAUUUGCAUUGAUGAGGAGUAGAAGCACGUCCCAAAGUUUAUCCAGGAAGGCUGCAUCUCGGGCAGCUUUUCUAAUUAUCCAUCCCCCCACUGUGUUUGUUCUGUUCUCCCCAACAAUUCCUCCUUUUUGCUGGCAGCAGCCAAUGCCGUGAGCCACGGAGAGCAGCUUCACAGCGCUCCCGCUCAACCUGCAGCAGGGAUCUCUGAAAAUAGCUGGCGUGUUUGCCCUUUUGCAGAGAAGCACCCGGGGAUGAGGGUUUUGCAACUCAGCUUGCGGUGUGGAGCAGGGUGUGGGGGGUUUUGCUACGGCUGCAUUUUUAUCGAUGCGGGUUGUUUGCACAGCGUGAGAGUCCCUGGUAGCAGCCAGAGCACGGCAGGUACCUCUGCAGCGAGCUUCAGAAUCCCAUGGCCACAUCCAAGCAGCCCCACAGCAGCUCUGCGGGGUCGUGCUGCUCACCUCCUCCUUUCCCCCACAUCUUCAUGGGGGAAACCCCGCUUCUGGCUGCGGGGGAUGGACGUGAAGACCCCAGCGUGAAGCUGCCCUCCUUGCAGGGGAUUUGACACCUGAAUAGCUGGGUGAUGUCUAGGAGGAAUUAAACAGCGCUGAUUUUUAUCUCAGAUGUCAAUCUGGAAGAUUAAGGACUUUUUCUUGAGGGAUAGAGGAUGGUGGUAUUUUAGGGGCAUAUAAACUUUCAAAAUACCCUGUGGCAUCUAUGUUAAUGCAUCUUCCUGCAUUAUUAAAAUUCCUUACAGACUUCCAAACAACUCGCAAUUUGGGCUCUAAAAUGCUGGUACAGGCAGAUCUGCGUGGGGGCAAAGCUCAGUGACUCCGUGCACUCGGUGCUAUAAAGCAGACGCUCUCCCCUGCCUUCUUACAGCCUUACACGCUGCAGGCAGUUCUCUGCUCACACCCGAACCCACCCGCUUCUCGCUCAUCCCACUCCUUUGACUCCCUGCUCUGGAGCUGUCUCGGGCUCUCGGCACGUCCGAUGCCUCGGCUGCCAGGAGUUUGCUCUCCAACUGCUUCCCGGCCCCCUCGUGCAUGUGGGCAUGGAGUGGGGCGGGGGGGUUUUGGUGCUGCGAGAGCGGGGAAGGAUGAACAGCAGGAGAGUCUUCAGGGAAGGGAUGGGGGAAGCAAGAAGGGGGGAGCAGAAGUGAGAACAGGGAGGAGGAGGGAGAAAGGAUGCCGCCUUGUCUGUUCUCAGAUUUUAUAUUGGUUGAAUCGCACUGGGUUAGUUAAAACUGGUGCAGAGCUGCCUUCCCCUCCCCUUUCCUCCAGGCAGGCACUUGCAUUUGGGGUUGAAUGCCUUAAUUCACUUCAGCUUCAACCUGCUCCUAAUUGACUUACACCACAUUGAAAGAAGCUUGGCUUCCCAAACAAGCAAGCAAGCAGCAGCGGUUGCAAAAUUGCACCUUAAGUUAAGUCAGUGUGAUUGCGUGCAUAAAGAAACCUUGAGCCUGGUGCAGACGUGCGUGGGAAUAACUGCAAAGGGUUUGUGCUGCGCAGUCCCGGGGUCUGGGCUGCUCCUUUGGCUUGGCUUUGGGCUGAGCACGUUGGGGCUUGGGGCCAAGGAGCUUUGUGUCGAUGGGGUUCGGCUGUCAGAAGCUUUGCUGUCCCCUCUGAGUCCUCUCUGCUCCAUCCCUCUUCUCCCGCUGCAGAUGUCUGCUAUAAAAAAAGAAAAAAGCCUCCACAAACGACGCGGUAACAUUUACUGGAGGGCUGUUUCUGCUGCACAUCUGAUGCAUAUGACAGGGUCAGAUUAACCCAGCCUCUGCUUUCCAACCACAGCUAUUUGAAAGCACCAAAAACAAUGCAAAACAAACCGGAGGAACUCUGCCAUCCUGGCGAGGAGCUGGCAGGCUCUGGGGAUGUGAGAGCUGCAGGGAAUCACCCACCUGGUGCUCAGCAGGGCCAGAUGCUCGACGAGGAAGAUGAGCUCUUAGUUUGGCAGUGAAUUUGGUCUCCUUAAAGUUGGCCUUUCAAGGCACCGGUGGCUUUCCUUGGUACUUCAGGUUGGGACUUCCAAGGAGCUAAAGGAGAGCUGUGAUAUUAAGUGGAAGAAAGCAUCUAAUGCUGGGGGAUGCUCUCGAAACCCUCCUCUUCCUGGAGGAUGGCUUUUUUGUUGCUGUGGAUGGGCUGUCUGAACCGAGGUCAAGAGUCUUCCUUAUGAGCCCUCUCCUUCCAGUGUCUCUGCAUCUUCCAUGAUUAUUUUGGCCUUCCUACAUCUCUUUCUACUCUCUCUCUCUCUCUCUCUCUCUUUUUUUUCUUAAUUAUAUAAGCACUGAUUUACCCAUGGUUCUGGCUCAGCUAGUGUUUUAAUUAGACAUUUAGCCUUCUCUGGUUAUUGGUGCUGGAUAACAGGGCUGGAAGGGACCCCUGGAGGCAGAUGCACCCCUGUGACAGAGCAAGUGAAGUCUGAAUGGUGCUUUCUUAGAGGGCAGUGAGGCACAGGCACUGAUGCCCAGAGAAGUGUGGGUACCUCAUCCAUGGAGGUGCCCAAGGCCAGGCUGGAUGGGGCCCUGGGCAACCUGAGCAGGUGGGCGGCAGCCAGCCCACAGCAGGGGGAGUUGGAACUGGGUGAGCUUUAAGACCCUCUUUGCAACAGAAGGGUGCUUGAAGUCCUCGUGCUCAUGGAUGGUGAUGCUGAAGGGGCAGGGAUAUGGAGGGGAAGGGAAAGGAGUGUGGGGACCCAGAAGACUCUGCUCUGUAAUAUCCCUCUCCCCAAAAAACCCUGCUCUGUCCUUCACUGGGGUUGGGGGCCCUGCCUGUGACCCCUCAGCCCCACUGCAUGGCGAAGUUGCAGAGCAGCCCUGCAAAUCCCCACUUGGUGUGGGGAGGACUGGCCAGCAGCCUCCUAGGACAGGGGCUGGGAUGGGCACUGAACAGAAAGCUGAGGUGAGAAAAAGGGAGGGGGGGGGAAAGCCCCGAAAACCAUCUAUGGAGAGGGAAGCGGAGUUGGAGCGGAGCUGCUUGCUGAUGGAGUUGCUAUGGCGACGUGGCGUGAGGAAACAGCAUAACACAGCCCGGCGUGGGGCUGAGGCCUGCGGGGGCCUGGGACCCGCUUCUCUCCUCCUUCCUCUCUCACUGCUUUCCUUCCCUCAGAUGUGGUCUUCCUCAGCCCAGAACAGUCCCCCUCCAAGCAGUGGGAGCCAUCUCUUCUGAAGGGAAUGUGUGAAGGUUGCUCUUCCCUGCAUCCCCCACAGAUGGGGCCUGAUUGGGCCCAGGUUUUGUUAUCCGGGCAGCGUGUGCGAUGGACUGGUUCCUCUGUUGUCUCCUGACAGGUGAUACCCGGUUUUUAAGAGGAAGAAGGCUUUGUUUCAUGUGCCAGCUCUCCUUCCUUUCCAGUGAAGCGAUGCUCUGUCACCAUGGCGAGUCACUUCCCCUCCAUGAGUCAGAGGGGCUCUUGCAGGGUGCAUUGGGGCCGACCGUUGGUGCCACAUUUGCAAGGCAGGAAGAGAAACCCAUGUCACUGUGCAGGGCUGGGGACCUGCCUGUAGAGCAGUGCCACCCACCUCUGCCCUUGGUGUUAGCAAUGGCAAACAUCUUACUUUAAAGCCUCCAGGACUCCAGGUCACGGAGCCUGGAGUUUUGGUCUGAGAUUUCAUUGCCAACACUACCUUAACUUUGUCAACAAUAUGGUCGUAGUGGAAGGGAAACAUAAUCUCAACCACCAGAAAGUGCACGAUAACCACCCUGAAAUGAGUACUCUGUAGACACUCAUACUUUUAGACCACCCCCUUAACUUUGCUUAGGGCUUGGCAGCGGCAUGUGAGUGCCUGAUCCCCAGUGCUGUGGAUGGGGAGCUCUUUCUGCUUUCUCUUCACCUCUCCCCUUUCUGGCCUCUGCUGCGAAUGCCCUCGCUGUGUUGGUGUGCCUGGAGCUGUGAGCACAUACUGCUGUCCUUGUGCCUCUGUAGCUCCAUGUGCACAGAGGUGCCUGGCUUAGCCCAAGGUAUCUGCAAGCAUCCGCAUGGCAUGGGAGCAUUCAUUUUUCCCUUUCUCCUUCCUCUUCUCCAGCUGAACCCCCCCACCCCAGAACUCCCACCUUCCUGCACACCAACAGACUACCACAGUGCCUCCUGCUUCUCCCUGCCUUUAUGCCCAUACCACAUCAGGCUGUGGUCUCCACUAACUCAUGCUGAUGCUCAAUAUCCAGAUGGCGCAGUUAACAGGGCUCAGUGCAGUAAAUCUUCCUUACUCUUGCCAGUCUCGCCAUUCCUUGCUGUGGCUCUGACCAUCACCUCACCGCAGCUGAGUCAAUUGACUGCUCUGUGGGUUGCAAUCUCCUGUGUGACCCCGCUGCAGUUCACAAUAGGUACCCGGUGGCUGGGAGCAAGGAUGAAGGCUGUCACCUCCUACCUCCCAGAGGGCUUGUUAAAUAAAGGCUUAAUUUUUGCUGCUUUCCAUUUGCACUCACCAGAGCCAUGGUCAGCUGCAGAAUCUGCCCUUUCUGCUAACUCAUCUAUGUGCUUCCUGGUCUUGGGUGACUGGAGGUGGUGGGCUGUGGGAUCAAUCUGUGGCUGUCUCCUUAUGCCUCAGUUUCCCAGCCUGUGCAACAGAGCCUGGGAAGCUGCUACUUUCUCUCUUCCCCAUCCUGGAAGGUCUCUGUACAUAAGCAUUUCUCUGUGCAGUCUAAAUGUUAAGGGUGGCUUGAAUAAGAGUUCACUUAAACCAAGGAUGGACAAAUAUCUGAAGGUCAUAAACACACAGCUGAGUAAUUAUUUAGAGUGGUCCAGGAGAUGUAACGAUGGAUAAUGGGAUAAAACAAGGAGAGGAAAGUGUUGCGUAGUUAACAGGAAAUUCUCUCUGAUACCAUGCUUAGGGCUGCAGAAGGAAAACUAUAGGACCUUGAUAAAUCUGAAGGGGUGGUUUAUGGAUUGAUACAAGAUAUGAUGGCUGAGUCCCCAAGGAGGUGCAGUGAAUGGCCCAUCUCCUGAGACUCUUCAAACUCCGCUUUGCAAAGCAGAUAGACCAUGGGAAAUGGAGCACUGGGGUGGGAGAUGAGCUGUUCCACUGGCAGAUAUUGUUGGCAUGCAAUCAAAUGACUUUAAACUGCCCGUGAAUAUGCUUAGGGGGAGAACAGUGGAGCUGAGGGAGGGGAGGGAUGAUGCUCUGGGGUGGACCCAUUGGAACAGGUGAGAAAUGCAAUGGCUUUAGAGAUGGAGGAGCUCACACAUGGGGUGGAACUGGCUGCUCGCAGAUGAUGAAUGCUGCAGCCUCCACUCAGUCCUAAAUUCAUGUGCAAGGCACAUGACCUCUGGGAGGUCAGAGCCAUCCUUGUGUCCAGUCUUAUGCUACUAAUAAUAAACAGAGCUUGGAGAGCGCAGCAAUCUUCCUUGGCAAACAUGUAGACGUUCUCUGAUGCAUCUGGAGAGUUUCUUCUUACCAUAGUGGAUGAUAUAUCUUGUAAUGCUAGGGCUUACAUCUAUAUUUAGCGAAAGGAAACCUCAAAAAAAUUCUCAUUGAUUUGAGGAAUGGGCUGAGUUGCCUAUGUGGCCGUUUCUACCUGAGUGUUUGUCAUCUUGGAGUUGGCUCUGCAAGAUCACACGCACUGGGAUGGGAUCUUGUGAUGCGAUCUUCAAAAAUGGCAAGAAAAAUGAGACCGUGGUGUAGUUUCCAGGAAGCUGAGCAUCAUUGGCGAGGAUCCUCUCCCCCCGUGUGUCCCACACCAAAUGUAAGAUGGGAGGCUUCUCUCCUUGGGCUCUUUCCAGACAUACAGCUGAAAGAUGGCUUGGAAGGAGAGAUCAAGGGUUGUGAGUGCAAGGGCUGAGGCCAAGGACUGACGCAGUCUUGGUGUCACGUUCGGCUUAUCAAACUCAAGUACAUGUGAGUGAUGGAGGGAUGGAGCUGCUGACUGCCCUCUCAUCCCUGCUUGCAUGGCACGACAGGCAGACCCCUGUCUGUGGGAAGCUGCAUGUGGAGCAAGGUCACACCUCUAGCUUUCCUGUCCUGCCCACAGAGAGGGGCAUUGCCCCUGUGCUGCUGCAUGCUGGCACUUUGCUGCUUCCUGCUCCUGGCAGCAUUUUACGUGUUGCCCAGUAAUUCCUGGCUUCCUCAGUAGCAUGUGGGAUUUUAUCACAGGCUUUAGGGCAAUCCUAACAAAUUAUAUCUACUGAUUUUUUUUCCUUAUAUCCAUUGUUUUGUUGAUUCCAUCGGAGAUCUCCCGGAGCAGGCGUGCACGCUUCGCCUUUCAGAAGCCCCCCCAGUUUGUUCCUUUUCCAUCGCAGCCAUUUAAUGUCGCAAUUAAUUUUUUCUGGUAUUGAAUUAUUGUUCCGAGCAGCCCUCGAAAGGGGCAAUCAGAGGAGCGAAGCUGGCUGGGAUCCGGGUGUAGCAACUGUGGUGUCUGCUCUCAGGCACCAGGAGGGGAUGCUUUAGGUGGGAUGUUUGCAGAAGCGAUGCGUGUGUGGAGAGAGCAUCCCUGCUUAGAGGAGCUGGGAAUACCCUGGCAGGGAGAUGUCUAAAAUGAUCCCCAAAAUCCCAGAUUGCUGCCAUGAAACACGGACGCGGGAGCAUGCUCGUCCCCGCCACAGUUUAGCUGGCUGAGCACUGAGUUGCUGUGGCUUUGUCCUUGAAACCCAACGAGUGGGAGUUCGUGGCCAGGCUUGGCUGCCGCGGUACGGAGCAACAAAACCAACCUGCGAAGGGUUAAUCAUUUCCAUUGCAAUUGUGUCAUCUCUUUGGGGACCUCUCGCUCAUUUUGCAAGCAGCCGCUGAAAGCCGAGGCGCGGGGGCUUUUUCUUAUUCAGCUGCACGCAGCUUCAGAAGCACUGGACAGCCGCACAGCUGUGCUCAGCCGCCUUGGCCUUGCAGAUGGAUGGAGAAAAGGAUUUGUGUGCGUGCGUGUGCUUGCGUGUGUGUGUGUGUGUGUGUGUGUGUCUGAAACCUAAUUGUCUGCUGUCUAAUCCAUCAGCCGGGGGGACAGCUUGCACAAGCCCCUUCCAGGCAGCCUGAUAAAUGCAGCACUGCCAGGGCCCUUUGCGAUGUAGUUGGGUUUAAUUGGGAUUGCUACGUGCAUGGACUCUGUGCGCCUGCCUGUGUGAGGGAUGCUGCUCGCGGGGACGCAUGCAGCCGCUGUCCCGAGGACUGGAGCUGUGCACCCAGCCUGGCUCCUGCCAGGGUCCUGGGAGCAGCACACUGACAGCACUGAGUGGUCCCACUGCUUAUGGACUUUGCAACUCGCAUGGGUUUGGCACCUCCCGAGGUGGGGCUUGGAGACACAGCAGGCUGCUGGGAUUGUAGGGUCUGGCUUGGAGAUGUCACCUGCUGUCUCCAUUCCAUGCAAGGAAUGGUAGAGGAUGUCCCCACCGCAGAUCCGGGCAGGGCUGUGCCUCUUGUGCACGCUCCCAGCCCCAAGCACGUGGCAGCUCAGGGACUUCCCCAACCAGGCAGCAUUUUGCCUUUAAUACCCCUCCCUGGAUUCCCCAUGAAAUUUGUCUGGUUGAUUUUUUUUGUAAAUGCAGAAGCUUUAAUCGUCCCCUGAGAGCUGUGGUGAGGACUUCCACUGUUUAACCACAUAGCAUGUGAAGAGCCAUUUUCUCUUGCUCCUUUUGAAUCUGCUGCCUCUUAAUGUCAUUGGGUAUCUCCUAAUUCUUUUAUUGGGAGACGUAGUGAGCAAUCAAACUUGGUUCACCUUUUUGAGGCCAGAUGUGCCUCUCUAGCUGCUUGGUUUCCAGGCUGAGGUCCUCCUCCUACGGACUCACUGUUUGAUCAUCCUGCUCUGGACCUUUCUCCAGCUCUGCUGGUGACGUCAGGACUCUGCAGGUGGUGAGAUCCUCAUUCAUUAUAUAAUUAGGGGUGAUGUCAUGAUUACAGCAGAUGGGAUUUGCAUCAGCAUUGGUUGCUUACUGCACGUUGAUGUCAGGAGACUGUUGUGUCCUGCCCAGUCACAAGAACUUCUCUUGAAGCUGUUGAUCUUCAUUGUAGGGAGUCUAAAAUAAUAAUAUUUUGCCUAUGAGUUCCAUGGAUGAAAGGGACAGUGCCAAGAUGUUGUUUUUCAAGAAUCACCGUGCUUUGCAAGAUAUCCAUGACUCAAAUGAGCAACGUGGCUCUGUCAUUUCAUCCCCCAGGUGCGGACACCUCAGGCUGGUACCCACCAACUCCUCCAUAAUAAAUGCACAUCAGGUUUCAGGGCAGGUGAUUCAAGGGAAUCACAUUUCCAAGCAAGGGAUUAUAGGACAGCAGACGGGCUACUUGUGUGGCAAUGCAAACGGGUGCCCAAAUCUCCCCCAGGGCUGUAAUAGAACACCGCGGUGCUUCUGUACCCAAAAGCUUCAGGAAGGACAUGGCCUGGUGCUGUGGGUCUGGGAGCAGGGAUGGGGGAGUAUGACGGCGUGGUCACCCCGUACACCCCCUGUGCAUCCCUUCCCGUGGCUGCCCCAUGCCCUCUCCCUGCCCUCCUUCUUCCCCAUCCCUCCUCCUCCCUCUCCCCUCUCCAUUGCCCUCUCUGUUCUUCUCUUUCUCUCCACACCUGCUCCUCUCCUUCCCUCCCCUUUUCUCUUUCCCUCUCCUCCUCCCCUUGCCUUUCUCUCCAUCCUCUUAUCUCAUCCCCCUUGUUUUUCUCCUCGCUGCCUGUCCGGCUGAUUUACAUGCAUGCUGCGUUGAAGCAGCUCAGCUGGAUCUAAUGCCUCCUGCCGCGAGGAGCAGAGCCGGCUCCGGCCUCGGUGCGGCACUUCCCGGGCGAGGGAGGGAGUACUCUGUGCCCCCCACACCUUGGCCCGUGCUUUGGCCCCUUCCCACAUUGCCUUCUGCUCUUCAUCCUCUCCCCUUCCAGCCCAUUUAUCCAGCGCUUCACUCCUGCUUUCACCCCACUUCUCCUGCCCAAGUCCUUGAUCCAUGCGCCUGCAUCUCCUGCAGCAUCCCACGCACCCCCCCAGCCAACUUCCCCGUGAGACUGCUGCUUCUUGGGUGGGUGCAAGAGGAGGGGCCACAGAUCUGGGCUGAUUUGGGGGGGCACUGUGCUCCAGCUUGGAGACUUGACGCUGAAUGUCCCAGGUGGAGCCCAUCCUUUCCCAUUCCUUUUUUCCUCCACCCUUGUGUCCGUGUGCGGAGUAGGGAUCGAAGUGCCCACGUUAAUCGCUGGCUCUAAUCAUUCCCGUUUCCAUUUGGCUGAUUUGCAUUUCCGUGAGACGAAGAUGCCCUGAUUAAUAUCCCCUCAGAAGAGCUUUAUUGCAAUGGCUCCUGCCUCUCUAAUUGGAAAGUGGUCUUAACCUUUCAUGCAAGUGGCUGGGACGUUCCCUGCCUGCCAACACCCUGGGAAGGGUCUCGCUUGUCCUGAGCCUGCGGGCAGUGGGAGUCUCGGAGGCUCUGGCUGCACAAAAGCAGGGCAGAGCCCCUCUGUCCAAGGAGGAUGCUCAGGAGAGGAGCCCACCUCCAGACAGCAGUUGUGUCAAUGGAACCUGCAAAGGGGAUCCAGUGCUGGGAUGAUCCCAAACCAGUGAGCACCCAGCCAGCCGUGAGCGAGCAGCUUGGUGCUUCUGAGCUCACAUCUGUGUGCUCAUUAACAACCCAUGGAGGAGUGUGUUCCUGUGAUGUCGGCAGCGCCGUUCCCAUUCAGUGUGCAGCACGGAGGCAGGAUCCGACCCCACAGCUGGGAUCCUGCAGCUCGCGCUCCCCGGGGAGUCCCAGGCCCACCACUAACCAGCUUGAAAGCCUGCCUCGCACUUAGCUGCUUUCUGAUCUUCAAAGGCUCUGGAUGCCCAAGGAAAUCAGACCUCGUGGCUUUUCUUCCAGUGCAGUCCCCAGAUCCGGACUCUCAUGCAAUUCAUUAUCCUGCCCUGUGCAGGGGGAGCGGGCGCUGCUCUGUGGCUCUUCCUUGGGUGCCAGUCACGGUGCAGAGCAGCUCUCCUUGCUCACCACCCUGAUGUGCUGAAGGCAAAGUGUCCGGAUGAGCACAGCCAACUUUGUCCCUCCCUGCUGACUUCCCAGCACUGUGCAGAGCUGCUUUGUUAAGACCCCAACCUGCCUCCCAGAUGCUUUUACCUCCCCUACUCCCUUUUACGUCCUUUAUCCUCUCCUUCUGAGGCUACGGAAGUGAUUUAUUACUAUUAUUUAUUUUUAAUUUUGGUAUUUAAGCUGGCUUAGUGGCUGCAGCAAUGAGUGUUCCUGAUAAACAGCCUGGGAGAUGCAGGAAAUAAUCUCUGCUCGGUGACGGCAGAGGCACCUAUUGCAACUGCUGGCAGCACACAAAGAGCUGCCCUCAUCUCUGCAUGCUCCACAGCCUGGGGAGGGGAAAGAUUGCCUCUGUCCUUAAUCACCGAAUCUGAAAUCCCAGCACCUGCUAUUCCUCAGAUUUUCGGGGCUGGUUUUGGCCUCUAAGGGAAAGGGCAAUCAUUCCCAUCCCCACCCAACCCUUUGCGUACUCCCAUCUGUGGGGCCAUGGGAUGAUCUGAGGCCAAGGAGGUACUUUUUUAAUGGUGAAUGAUUUGAUGAGUAGUCUGUCCCAAACCUGAAUGUGCAUCAGCUGCUUCCCCUUUGCUGUGGGGGGAGCUCUGUGCAGGGCUUUGCCGUGUGGGUAGGGGAGAAAUAGGCAGCUCUUGGGUGGGGAACAGGUGCUGCAGAAAGGAUCUAUAAGGGGCUGGUGAGCAGCAGCUCAUCUCCCUUCACCAGGGACACGUAUGUAGAAUAGAUAUACUGAGAUCGGAAUCUUUUCCAACCCACCCCUCCAUGCCCACUGACACAUCCCUCAGUGCCACAUCUCCGUGGGUCUGGGACACCUCCAGGGAUGGUGACUCCACCUCUCCCUGGGCAGCUGUGCCACUGCAGCACCGCUCCUUCUGAGAAGAAAUGUUUCCUAAUAUCCAACCUGAACCUCCCCUGGCACAGCUGAAGGCCGUUACCUCUUGUCCUAUCGCUAUGCUGUUGGCACAGGCUGUGCCCUGAAGGUUUGUGUAGCACUGUCCUGAGCGGUGUGUGCGUUGGGCAGCUCCCCAAAAGGUGUCAGGGAAAUACAGUAAGAAGUGCAGAUGGAAGGAUGUAGGAACACGGGGAAGAGCCACAGAUUCUUUGCUGUUACCUCAAAUACACAUCAAUGAGAAAAACAUUCACCUUGUCCCCCUGAUCUAGACCAGGUCAAGUAGAGAAGCUGGGUUUGUGCUAUAGGAAGAAUCAGUGAGGUUCAGCAGCCCUUACACAGCUGGUAGAGGCUGAGGCUGGACUUGCUGCAGACUCCAAAGGGAGUGAUGGCAGAAAAUCGAAAUCCCAGGCAGUGACUUCCCCACCGUGGGAUGCUGAUGGGAACGGCACCGCCUGAAGCAAAGCUGCCGUGCUCCAGCCCUGCCCCGGGCCCUGCAGCUCACAGAAACUUUCCACUGAGUUCAGAGCAUCUGUAGAACUCCUGCUCUGGGUCGGAGGGAGGAGAGGGGCUGCAGCUUCAGCCAGGUCUGCUCUCGAGCAGAGUGUGUUUAACAUAAAACACCUCCUGUUUCUGAGCAGAAACGCUCAGGCACCGACUACCAACGUGAGCAGCAUUGCUCAGGCAAAUGGUGUUUACACCCCGAAGCCUUCAGACUUUCUAGAUUUCACCUGCUUCUCUGCAGAAACCCCUUGAGAAAACGCUUACCAAACAAGGCAACGCUGGGCCGGAUAAAUUGCCUGGAACAAAUGAGCUGGAAUUCAUACGAGCCCAUUCCUCAUGUAAGAUAGGUGUCACUCCGGCAGUACCUGGGGGAAGCGCCCGCCUCGCAGAGCACGACCCGGCUCCGUCCGCAGCUGCUGUCCCUGCUUGGGGCACAACGCCAUGGCAGCAAACAUGCGGCGCUGUCUCUUCUCAGCGCUAAAGCAACACUUUGAGAACUGAGAAGGGCACGGUCUGAGCCUCCCCUCAACCCCACACCUCCCAACGCUGCCGUAAAAUCUGUGCUGAAAAAGGACCAGCAAAUACCAGGUUUGCCACGCGGAUGCACUGACGGGGUUGGGGCACUUGUGGCAGGGACAGCCCAGAGUGACAGCCCCGGGUGCUCCCAGCAAGGGCAGGAGUGCAAAACCCCGCAGUAAAUGGAAGGAGAAGGCGUUGCUUUGCUGCUGAGAGAGAAUUUAGGUGGCAGGGAUGAAACAGAGAAGCGCUGUGCAGGGAGCGGUGCUGGGGCUGGAGGGCCGUGGGAGGGAGGUAACAGGAUGGCCCCGGGUACCGCUUCCUCCUGGCGCCCCUCCAGCCGUCCCCGUCACCCCCCAGUCACAUCCUGCUUGCGCUGGCUCCUGCCUCAUCCUGCUGCCUGCAGUUUCUCAACCCCUUUCCCUCCUGCCAGCACUUUCUGGCUGCUGGGGUUGCUGCGGGGCAGCGGGGCCGGAGGCAGCUCUUGGAGCACCGGGAGAUUUAGGAUCGACAUGCUCCAUCCUCUCCUGUUUGAAAGCAGAACUGCCAUUUAAGGGAGGGUUUGGAGAGGAGACAUCUUCCUCUUUCCAAAUCCUUCUUGCCGGCGUAGCCCCCCAUCCCACAGACCCUGCAGCAUGGAGCAUCCCAGCACCUUUCCCUGGGUCCCUGCUUUGUCCCCAGUACCGUUUCCUCCUCCGCAGCCCCAUCUCCGGAGGGGCCACGUGCUGUGGGAAGGAUCCCAUCCUGCUCUGGGACGCUCCGUGCCCUGGCAGGGUGCAGCUGGGGCUGGCACUGCUCUGCGCUGGGCUGAGCUGUCCUGGCCUGCAAGUGCUUCUGCAACAGCCAGGAGAUCUCAAGGGGAGUUCUCAGUGGAGCAGGGAGAUGCUGCAGCACAGCAGCAAGCUGGAGCUGUGAGGAGGGGGGGAAUCUGCCACGGACUUUCUGGGGUAACCUUGGUCAAGGCAGCUUUCUCCCCGCGUGUUUUUUUUUUAACCUAAACACAACGCUGCCUUUGCUCGCUGUGCUGGUGCAGAGGCUGAUUCCCAGCACCCCGGAGGAGGGCUGCUGGCUGCUGCCACAGCACUGCACUGCAGCAGCUCUGAGCUCAGAGCUCCGGGCUCGGGGUCUCAGCCCCACUGCGGAGCUGCUGCCUCAGAGCUGGGACCACUGGGACCCCCAUCCACACGCUGCAGGUCCCCGCUUUGCUCCAUCACCCAGUGCUGAGGCCUGGGGCGAGCGGCGGGCUGCGUCGCUUUGGGGUUUUGGCACACAGGGAAUGCAAGUGAGGGGGGGGGAGGCACUCCCACGAUCCCCGCUGUUAGGGAGCACAGCACCCGGGCUGCCGCGUUUCGCCCCCAGCAGAAGGCAGGGAACACGGGGAGGAGAUGGUUGUGCCCGCCUGGGGCUCAGGGAUGGGGCCGAUGGGCGCUGGCGUGGAGCGUCCCUCCUUCCCCAUCCCUCCUCCCCACGCGCGGGGCAGCGCGGCCACGCACGGAGCCAACCAGGAGCGAUGCGAGGAGGGUCGCAGCUCAGCGGGGCAGCUCCGGACUCCCCGCUCUUCCCUCCAGACCACGCAACGGUUAAAUUCCUUUCCAGCUGAGCUGGCAAGCAGAGCCCGAGCAUAUUAGUCAGAUCCCUGUAGGGGGUGGGGAGGAGGAAGGAGCGAGCAGCGAGGAGGGGCCGCAGCCCAGCGCCGGGCUGAGCUAUUCUCCGGGGCGAGUGCGGGGAGGCAGCGCAGCAGGAGUUGCUGCUUCCCAGAAACUUGAUUAUUUUUAACCCAGGAAGAAAAAAAUAAAAAAUAAAAAAAAUAAAAAAGGAAGGAAGGAAAGCGGGGAGAUUAAAAAAAAAAAAAAAAAAAAAAAAGAGUGGGGGUAAAUCUAAAGGAACUCGAAAACACGAGGUUGGCGUCAGCACGCAGCUUUGCGGAGGGGAGAGAAGGGGCGGAGAGGUUCGGGCUGCCCUGGGAUGGGGCACGGAGCGGUGCCAACCCCAGCGGAGCGGCCCUGUGGGGUGGAGGAGACAGCAAGGUCUUCUUUCUCGCGUUGCUUAACCACGUGUAGAUGGGAGCCUGGCACUGGGCAGAGUGCAGAGGCAUCUUGGUGGUGUUCCCACUGCAUGACACUGUUGUGUUGGGUCUGAGAUGCAGAGCCCCGCAGCGGUUGUUCCAAAGCCCCGUGGCUGGAAGAGCACUGGGGGUCUUCUGCCCCACGCCCGGAGCUGCACUGAGGGCACUGGCACUGCAGUGCGGAUGGGACACUGUGCACAAAGUCCCCAGUGAAGGUCCAACCCUUUCUGACCCAAACCCUCCCCAUGUAUUUGUAUGACUGCAGCAGCUGCGCUUGGUUGGAAACUCAGUGUCUUCCAUGGCUGUAACACCAGCCCAAAGCAUUACAAGCCAUGGGCCCUUCCAGGAAAUAUCUGGCAAUCCCACACUGUGCUGCUCAGGGUGGCGCUGGGACCCCUGAGCUGCUGUUCCCAGCCCCCAAACUGAGCUCCAUGGGGAACACCACGUGAUGAAAUGUCCUAUAUCCACAGACCCCAUGUGGAAACAGGGCACGGCCCUCCCUGGGGAGGUUCUUCCAUGUUGGACCUCUGUUGGACCUCUGCUGUCAUCAGUUCUGCUCUGCUGCUGUGCCCAGAUCCUGGAUGGGGCUGGUGAUGUCCACAUGAUGGCAUCAGAACCAUCAUCUCAAAGGAGAAGAAGCCCUUAGCUUUGCAGUCACAGCCAGGACAGGUCAGAAAACGUAUUCCAUUCCACAAAGGCAGAGAGGUGACGAUGGCAAUCAGUUCAGCCUAGCCAGACCGGGUUUGGAACAGGCAGCAGGCACCCCUCGAAGUGCAGAGGAAACAAAACUCUUGACAAAGGCACUGCUGCUCUGUUGGCUCCAUGUGGGGCUGCUGAGGGUCUUCGUGCUGGUUUGGUUCCUUGGGCAACAUCACCCCAUCGUGUCCCAGCGCACCGCAGCCUCCCUGCCACCAACAGGCUCAGCAGUGCGUGCCCCAUCCCUGGAGCUGCUCGAGGCCAGGCUGGACGUGGCUCUGGGCAACGUGAUCUGAUGGUUGGCGACCAGCCCACAGCACAGGGGUUGGAACUGGAUGAUCUUUGAGGUCCCUUCCAACCGAACCAUUGUGCGACUCGAUGAAAACAUGUGGCUGACUGGGUGCAAAAGCGCCAAGCCUUCCUCCUCCCCUCUUCCUCUCCCAAACCCCAAGGGCCUGCAGUGGAGAGCUCCCCCACAGUGGCACACCCAGGGGCCCUGGGGACGGGCCAGGAACUGCUUCCACCCCACGGCUGCAGCAGGAUGGGGCUCGCAGCAUCACCCGCCCCACAGGGCUGGGAUUUGCCAGGGGGUGUUGGAUGGCAGAGGGCCCUCCGAAGAGCCCCUCGUGCUGCAGGCAGCCUAGCGCACACUGCUCGCAGGGUAUUUUUUUCUUCCUCGCUCUUUGUUAAGCUCCCUUUCAGCUGAAAUGGCAAUGCCUGGGUGUUCUGAGCUGACAAUAAUUGCUGCAGUCUAGACACUGUCUGGUAUGAGGCACGGGGAAUCAAAGAGGCCCCUUCUCUCGCAGCGACUUUCACACAUGCUCCCUUGCUUGGGCUCCUUCCUUCUCCCUCUCCCAUGUUCCCUCGGUCUUUGCCUUUUUUUUUUUUUCUUUCUCUCUUUCUUUCUUUUUUUUUUUUAAUUUUUUUAUUGCUCCCCUCUAUCUGCAUGGCACAGAGAUGGAGGAGAAGCGUCAGCAUCUUCCCCCACGCGCGCUCCCUCUCCGCCGUCUGUUCCAUGCUCCCCCUCUCCCUCUCUCUCUCCCUUUCUCAUCUGUCUCCUCUCUCUCUCCUUCCUCCACUCUUACCUUUAUACUAUUCCCUUCCUCCCAAAGUUAGCAGAGAAGGGAGAGGGUGGGGGCUGGCUCUGCCGGAGUUUAACUCCUUCCUUACCCUCUUGAAGCUCUCCCUUUCCUGCUGAGCCCUUCCUGGCUGUGGGAUCCCCUACCCACCCCAUCCCUGGUCCUACAGGAGGUGCCUGGUGAGGCUGUGCUGGAUUCAGAUGCAGUCUCAUGCCCUGAUACCAUGGGCAUGGAAUCAUCCCUUCUUGCACCAUUCCUUGGCCAACAUCAUGGCCAAUGGGAAGGGCUGUCCAUUGGGGACCCAUAGGAAGGGGCGACCAUUGGGGACCCAUAGGAAGGGGUGUCCAUUAGGGGCCCAUGGGAAGUCCCCCACGUCUCAGCAUUGCAGUGGUGCAGAGCUGGGCAGGUGCUGCAGCUCCUCCAUCACCUCCGUGCCCAACAAGAAGGCAGCCAAUGUGGGAGAUGUGGGAGAGCACCUCACUGCCACACCUCCGCUGGUGGGCACACGCAGCACUCAGGAGCAGCAGCAGCUCCCCAACCUCCAAACGCUGCUCAAAUAUUUGCUGGGGUGCAGAUGUGUCCCAGCUGCAGGGAACCCAUCGUUGCCUCUUUGGGUACUUGAGUUGCCACAGCAAGGCAACGGCAGGUCUCCAGGCAUGCACCCACACUGCUUUAGGUGCUGCCUCAGUCUGUGUGUUGUUGGCGCUUCAGUGGGAUGCCGUGUUGCAGUUCCAAUCAUGCCCAGGACUUAUUGUGCUCUAAUGCUAUUAACAGAUCGUUUCUAGCUCACUUCUGGACUCCUCUUCAUCUCUGCUCCCUGCACAAAAAGUCACUUUUUCUGCAGAGCCCAACUAAAUAGUGCUGAAUUCUCAUCCAUGCGUUUUCAUUGCUGUCAAAUGCUUUCACCGGAGGGGAAACUGAGGCAAAGCACAGGGCAGCCAUCUGCCAGCCUGCAGGUCCCCUCCGUGGGACACGGAGCUGCUCUGCAGCCCUAUUUGCACUGCCCGGCAUCUCAGUGGCGGUGGUGCUGCUCGCCUACCACGGCAAAGUCACAUUAGGAAAGUAUGCGAUGUAUUUUUAACUGUCCAUAAUGCAAUUUAGCAGCUGGAAACGAGGACGAAAGCCAACCCCGUGCGACCAGCCAGAUCUCUGCUGUCCGUGAGCGAGCGCUCGGUGCACGCAGUGUUACUCUGUCGGGUUGGGGACCUCGUUUGGGAGAAGGGCAGGGGAGGGCUGCGUCCUCAAAGCGGGUUCUGUCUCGAGCCAAGGGGUGAUGGAGCUUGGGGACCUCGCUGGGGCAAAGCAGUGCUGGUGGUGUGACAGCAGGAGAGGAGACAGCCCCAGGGGAGGGAAACAACUGCUGGAGGUCAGCGGCAGAGCCAGGAAUAAAAUCCAGGUGUGCUGAGCUGGCGCUGGGUUUGUAUUCCCGCACAUGAGUGCGUGCAACUGCUGUCCCCAGGUGCAGAGAGAGCUUCCCAAAGCCAACGGUGCGCUCCGGAGCCCCACUGCAAGCUGUGGGGCAGCAAAUGUGCAGGAUGUGGGGGGAGAGAUUUGGGGUCUCUGUUCCCUGGAGCAUCCCACACAGCGUGGCUGGGUCUGGGCCCCGCUGGAAGGAUGCUGAUAAGGCAGGGAGGUUAAAAACACUGCCUUUAUUUUGAAGCUUAUCUCCAAAUCCUAAUGAAAACAGACGAAGAGGGAAGGCAGGGACAUCGGAGAUGCAGUGGGGCUGAGGCUGGGCGGUGCUGUGCAGCAGAACGCGGCUGGGUUGGGAGUCCAGUUGGAUCCAGCAUGAGAUGCAACACAGGGGGAGUGUGAGAUUACAGGAAAGCUUUGGGGCAAACCCGAGGAGCCGGGGCACAACUCUUGGGUCCCACACAUGGGGAGAGAAAAGCUGGGGGGGGCUGCAGACCCUCUUCCUGCCCCACCAACACCCUGAAACUCAGAAUCCACUCUUAAUAAGGGGCUCAGUGAGGAAGAAAAACCUUGAAACCAAGGAAACAAGGGAAGCAAAAGGGGGGGAAAAUUCCUCUGCAAGGCGCAAUGAAGGAGGGAACGGGAACAUUUGGUGGGCUGGGAUGUCUGCUCGGCCGAGAUGUCCCAUCUCAGAGUGGCAUCAGCUGCAGCCUGGGGCAGUGCUGUAGGAGAGCGUUGGGGGUAGGAGGUGGGAGGGAGGGGCUGAGCAGAGGGCUGUGGGGAAGCUGUGGGGCGCGGAGCAGAUGCGGUGGGCUCAGUGAGGAGUGCGGCUUUGCAGACACGAAAUAACUUUCCCCUUCCUAAAGUGAUGGGGUACUGAGGGUGGGAGAAGCUCGGGGUGAGAAGCACGUGUGUGUGUGUGUGUGUGUGUGUGUGUGUGUGGCCAAACGCACACAUCGCAGCGCUUCGACUCCAAGGCUGCACCGAAGGAGACCCUCCCGUGCCACAUGUGGGUCGUUCCCCUCCAACCACCCCAUCGUUCCCCGCAGAGGGGCAGCGACACGCGCCCUCCAUCGCCGCCGUGUGCCGCGGGGCAGCGUUCGGGUGACCCACCGCAAACUAUGGCGAGGGGGGGGGGGGGGCACAACCCCAUCCGUCCCCAUUCACAGCUGCGCACCCCCAUCCCUCUCCCGUCCCGUAGCGCGGUGCCCGGCCCGGCUCGCUGCUGGGGGACCGUAACGUGAUAUUUCCCCGCGCGUCCCCCGGAGGGUUUUUUCCAUUACACGGAACGGAGCUGCCUGCUCGCCCGGCUCCCCCGCCUGCAACCUCUGGCACCGCUUUUCCAGCGGCACAUUGUGCAAAUGUAACCUUUCAGCAAAGCCACUCCUACGGCAGGAAGCCGUGGGGCCUCGGCUGCUGCCAGGAACGCAGCCGGCUCGGAGCUGGAAGGCAGCCCGUUAAUCAGAGCCGGCUGACAGCAAAGCACACAUCCUGGGCAACAGAUUUCUGCUCCCGCUCCCUCGCGCUCAGCCUCGCCUCGCCGUGCCUGCAUCGCUCCUGCUCGGCUGCUUUCUGCCAGCCCUUCUGCCUCCCCCUCCUCUUCGUCCUCCUCCUCCUCCUCCUCUUCCUCCUCCUGGGGUGUCCAGCAGGGUUUGCUCUUUGCAGGGGGGCUGUGCAUGGGGACAGGUGCCAGCCUGGGGGUCCUGCUGAGGAUGGGGGCGGGGGGGGGGUGUUCGGUGGGGCCGUCCCCCGUGCUCACAGCACCCACAGGACCUCCUGCAGACAGUGCUUGCAUCCGCCCCACAGCGCUGUACCCAUCGCCAUAUGGCAGCGCUGUGCUCAGGGUGCUGUCCUGGCUGAUGGAAAUCCAUCGUGGCUAUGGGGUGUGAGGCCGUGGGGUGUGGGGUUAUUCCAGACCCCCCGGCCCUCCCCAGGCCCUGGGGACACCCAGUCCUGUGCUGCAGCCAACUUUGGGGAAGUGCCUUUGCCCGCCUGCAGCCCACCAUCCCAACCAAACAGCUUUUGUCUGAGCUCAGACAGCCCGGCAGGGCUCUGCUUGGCUCCUACCCGAGCUUUCUGCAGGUACAUCUGCACUCGUGCCCAGGUGAAGCCCCGCCAUCGCUGUCCCCACGCAAUGGGCUCUGUAUCUUUUGCGUCUCGUUUCAUCCAGGACUUGAAACACGAAAGCGCUGCAUUGAGGUGUCUGUUUUUGUGGUGUUUCCAGCCCAGCUGGAAGCAGGAGGCACUAAAAAAUGGAGAGAUGGGGGGGGGGGAGGGGGAGAAGGAGAAAGAAAAAAUCAAUCUGGCAGUAGUCCAUCUUCCUUCCAAACCCACCGGACCCGGGAUGCUCCCACCUUGCUCAUCCCAGCCCAUCCCCGAUGGCUUUGGGGAUGCUGCACAAAGCAUGGCCCCUCUGCUGGCGUCGAGGCCGGGCUGGUAAAGCCAUCCCUGCAUUUAUUUCACCUUUUCCUCUGGUUGCGAAUUGUCCGAGAGCAGAUGGCGAUUUUCUCAAGUGUAUCCGUUAUUCGAAGUCGCUCACCGAGACAGGGAUGGCUCACACAAACCCGGCCCCCCUGCAAAGCCAUCAUUUGGUCUUUCCAUCUGCCCAGCCACUGUGUUCGGUGUGGGUUUCAGCCAGCUCCGUGGGGCAGAGCGGGACGGCACGGCCCUACACGGUCAUCCCCUUAACUACGGGACACGGAGCCGUGACGGCCAGGGCAGCUUGGGGGUGGAAAGCAAUCCCUGGAGCUGGGGGGACCCUCUCCUUAUGAGCCCCUGAAUGGGCUCCCAGGCCCAUCUGCUGCCACAUUCUGGCUGCGUUUUUCCAUUUUCCCUUCUCAGUCCUCUCCUUCUCCCCUCUGCGAAAGCAGCCAUGGGGCCGGGAGCUGCCUUGCAGGGAUGGGGCAGCGCUCUGUAACCGGAGCCCAUCGGGACCCCCUGCGCAGCCCCACGCCAGGAAUGUUGCGCCGAGGGGGGCUGCCAAGGGCUGACAAAAGGGGAACCGCUUUGAAAUGCAGCUUGCUCUUCCCCCCCCCCCCCUCCGUGUGUUAAACAAAUACCCCCCGGCUCAGGGGGUGCCUCCCUGCAUCCCACAGCCUUUUGUUGCCAAGUCUUUGUCUGGGGUGUAGAGAGAGGGGUGGGACCCCCCCAAGCCUCCCCCAGGACACCCAUGUGGAUGGGGUCUGGGAUGCUGAGCGUGGGGCUGAGAGUGGCUCAGUGCCCCAUCACAGGGCCUGGGGACACCCCCUGAGCCCCGCUGCCCACUGUCCCUCCUGUCCCUGUGUCCCAUCCCCAUGGCAUCUCACCAUAGGCGCAGCCGUUGGGUCUCCACGUGGGAACUGCCAUCAGACUGUGCCAUUCCUGCAUGCCAAUCCACAUCCAGCAUCCAGCCCCCAUAUGGGGGGGUCCAAACCCAAAGCUUGGGGGUGUUGCGGAGCCCACUGUCCCCAGCAGACAUUAAGGGACCAAGUCCCAUUAAGGGACUUGUUAUUUUGCAUCCCCAAAGGCACUUCAUGCAGUUUCCUUUCGGGGAAAAUAGUUGGGGGAAAAGCCUUUGAGAGGGGGGUUGAACAACCCCAAAAUGCCCAAGGAAAUGGCAGCGCUGUCCUCCAGCCAUCAACACCAUUAUGCCGUGCAAAAGAACCUCCUGAAUUAACCACAGGAAAGCUGAAACUCAAAAUGAACCCCUUGGAAACCAAACCCAGGCUGCUCCGACCCCCCCGUAGGCACGAAGACCACAGAAGCCCCCAACUGCUGCCCACAUCCCUCCGUGGUGCCCCAAAGGUGGGAGAUGCCCUGGGACACCCCAACCAGUGCCAGCGGGGCCGCAAUGGGAAGGCUGGGUUGGGGAUGGGCAGAACCCGUUCAUCUCACUGCUUUUGGGGGUGGGUGCGUGGGGGGAACCCCGGGGGGGCGCUCAGCCCUCCUCUGUCCACGGGAAGGCCACGGGUGAGCGCGGUGCUGUGCUGUGUCCCCGGGGAGCAGCGGCCCCGCAGCCCCGCGCCGCGCUCGUCACCCAGACAAGAGAUCAAUAACUAAUUUCACUGCAGCAGCAGCACGGGUUUUUUUCCAAUAAUUGUGAGCCGGCGGUUGGGAAUGAGGCUCUCAGCACCGCUCCACACCAACCUGCGCCCGAUCAAUCGCCGCGCCGCUGGGGCAGCAGGAAAACUCAUUUUUCUCUUUUUCUUUCCUCUCAGCCUCCUCCUCCUCCUCCUCGUCCCAUCGCUCCCUCUUUGGGCACAGCGAUUCCGGCUCCGUCCCCUCACCUGAGGGCUGUGCUGAGCGUCCCCACCUGCAGUGGCUGCUCGUCCCAUCCCGGUGCUGCCAUCCCAUCUCCUGCAGGACAGACCCUGUGCCAAGCGUAGGGCGCAGCAUCUGUCCUCAUCCAGGAGCACUGUGGAGCCGUGGCUACGGAGCCGUGCCUUUCGGUCACCAGCUGGUGCCUUUGUGUUGCCCAUACGUGUUCAGUGAUGCAGGAGGAGAUCUUUGGGAUGCUGUGGGGUUGGUCUGAUGUCGGGCAUGAGCCUCGCUGGGUUCCUCCCUCGUUAUCCAUCUCUUUAAGCAUCUGAGACCCUCAGUGCCUCAGUUUCCCCACACGUGUCUGUAACAGUGGGCACAGCUCCCUGAGCCACCCAUAGGCUCUGUGCUCCAGUCCCCAUCUCACAGGACACAGUGCUGGGCCACGAUGCCAAUCUCUGCAGUCCCAACCUCCACACACCCAGAAGGCAUUGAGGAGCACUGCGGCAUCCCCCACCUGUGUGCCUUGUCCCAGCUUGGGGUCAGUGCCAGUGGGUGCUCUGAGCCCACCCUGAGCCCCAUCCCUGUGCUGGUGGGGCAUUUCCACGUCCUUCUGGUGAACCAGCUCAUGACUCCCAUGGUUAAUGUUUGCCUUAACCCCUCUUUCCACACAUUGAUUUGUAUUUGCAUCAUGCCCUGGCCACGGUGCUCAGGAACGCAGGGUGCUUGCAGGGCUCCCCCCACGAGCAGCAGUGUCCCCCAGCCAUGGCUAAGGUCAUUCUUCAUGGGUUUCCCAGCAGCACUGGGGCCUCCAUCCUUUCUCUCCCAUUUAAUCCCAUGAAUUAAACACCGCCUUCACCGCGGAGCGCCGAGCGGUGCCGGCGUAAUGUCCAAGUUUUACGACUUGCCUUGAAGGCACCUAUCGAUUGGGGUCCUCUCUGGAUGAUGGAGCUUUUAGUGCAUCCUGGGCUGUCCGAGCAGGGCUGGAUCCUCAGCCCACGGGGCUCAGCCGCGCCGUGCCGUCACGUCCCCGUGCCCCAUCUCCAUGGGUCCCAUGGGGAGGCGGCAGGCGGGGCCCUCAGUGCCCACACGGCGCCUUUAAGAAGCCCACAACCAGCUCCAGGAACACGAGCUCAAGGUCACAGUGGGAAACCUGCGGACUUGGCAGCGAGGAGAGGAGAGGAGAGCGGGCGGAGGGGAGGAGGAGGGAGGAGGGAAGCAGCUGGGGAUAAAACCCAAAUUCUGGCGGGGAAGAGGGGACGGAGGGGAGCGGGGAGGUGAGGUGCAGGGGGGUCCCACCCAGGGGUGCCUAACUGUGGCACCUUGAGGCCCUGUGCCGCAUCCCCCGGCGCGGCACCCGGACGCCCUCUGGGAGGUUUGGGGUUACCGAAGGCACCGGGAAUGAGGCGGCUGCUCCUGGUCUGGGUUUGGAGAUGCCCGUUUUUAAUUUUCAUCAGCAGAAUUAAUCUGCGGAGCUGCUCCCCCCCCCCCCCCCCCCCCCCCUCCUCCUCCCCUCCCCUUCCUUUCCUCACUGGUUUCGACGGAGAAUUUGAUCACUUCUCCCAGGAGCUCGGCACCAUUAACAUUCACUCCUGGCGCGCACGAGCCGCGCUGCAUCGCCAAGCGCAUCGCCAGCUGUGGGCUGUGGGCUGUGGGCACCUCGACCCCCAUCAGCAGCCCCAGCCCUUGGCCUGGCACCAUCCUCACCCCCACCGAGCCGGGGAGGGGCUGCUUUAUUUCUGUGUCCGCUCCCCCGUAGAAAAAUGAAGGGCACAGCAUAGGAUCAGUGGGUGCUGCCCUUCUCCUGCUUCCAGCCAGCCUUGGGCUCGGAUCUGGAGGUGUCCGGAGGGUCGUGGCCUCAGGGUUUGCUCUGCAGCUGCUGGGACACCUGGGGCUGUCCAAUAUGAUGGAAACCAGAAAGCACUCCGGGGGUAGGAUCCAAAUCUUGCACCAUUUCACAUUUUAAGGGAUGCCAAGUGGUCACCCUGGGCUGCCCCAGAGUUGCAUAAAGUUGUGGACUUUUUUUUUCUUUAAUAAAGGUUAAUAAAGAAUUAA